This is a messenger RNA of Orcinus orca (killer whale), 3480 nucleotides long. RefSeq names its product ATPase 13A5 (gene ATP13A5). Gene Ontology annotation, biological process: intracellular calcium ion homeostasis; polyamine transmembrane transport. The record is from RefSeq and is a predicted model, not a curated record. Gene Ontology annotation, molecular function: nucleotide binding; polyamine transmembrane transporter activity; P-type transmembrane transporter activity. NCBI's taxonomy places the organism in Eukaryota, Metazoa, Chordata, Mammalia, Artiodactyla, Delphinidae. Gene Ontology annotation, cellular component: late endosome membrane.
AUGGAGGAGGAAAGUAGGAAGGACCAUCGGGCUUUGCUCAACCCAGGAGGAGAGAAUGAACUGGAAGUAUUUGGUUACCAGACCCAGAAUCUACGCAGAGCUCUCUGCCUCAUAACAUCCGUGCUGACCUGUGGGGUCCUUCUCCUGUUAUUCUACUGGAAGCCGCAGUGGAGGGUAUGGGCCAACUGUAUCCCAUGCUCCUUGCAAGAAGCAGAAACUAUUUUGCUAAGGACAACGGAUGAAUUUCAAAGAUAUAUGAGGAAGAAGGUAAUCUGCCUCUACUUAUCCACACUGAAGUUUCCUGUAAGCAAGAACCCAGAAGAACCCCUGGUGGCUGACUACCACUCUGUCAUAAACCAAGCCAUACUGAAGCCAGAAUUAAAAGUAAGAUGUUUCCAAGUGCAGAAAAUCAGGUAUGUUUGGAACCACUUGGAGAAGAGGUUUCAGAAAGUUGGGUUGCUGGAAGAUAACAGCACCUGCUACAACAUCCAUCAUACGUUUGGACUGGGUCUGACCGGUGGAGAACAAGAGGUCAGAAGAUUAGUGUGGGGGUCAAAUGCCAUUGAGGUUGAACUCCAACCCACGUGGAAGCUGCUUGUUAAACAGGUUUUAAAUCUAUGCUACGUGUUUCAAGCCUUUACCCUCACUUUGUGGCUGUCUCAGGGUUACAUCGAAUACUCAGUGGCCAUCAUCAUUGUUCUCUCCAUUGUCUUAAGUGUGUACGAUUUGCGACAGCAAUCAGUUAAGCUGCACAACCUUGUGAAGGAUCACAACGAAGUCCAGGUUACAAUCAUUGCAAAGAGGCAAAGUUUGCAGGAGCUAGAGUCCCGUCUCUUGGUUCCCGGAGAUAUUCUUAUUCUUCCAGGAAGACUUUCAUUGCCAUGCGAUGCUGCUCUGAUUGAUGGAAGCUGUGUGGUGCACGAAGGCAUGCUCACAGGUAGGCAGUUGUCACGAAGCUUCCUCUUCCCUUCCAACAGCCAGGCCAGUGAUGAGAAUUUGCAUACUGAUCAUAUCUUUCAUCCAGAAUGCUGCCAUCGUACCCUAAGUAUAAACCUCAAACCCGAGAAAACUGUGCUCUUCACUCAGAGGCAGCAAUUGUCUCGUAUUCCCAGCAGCGUGCCAACCAAGAACAGCACCCCUCACGGUGACACAGAGCAUGGCAGUGAGAAAACAGGGGAGGACACACAGCAGGGUUUACUGCCCUGGGUCUCUCCAAAAGAUACUGCAACCACGGCCCUGCCCCUCCUCUCCAUGCUGUCCCUCCUGUGCUGCCAGCCGCCCUCCCUGACCACAGGCAUCGUGUAUGCACAAAGGAGGCUGAAGAAGAAGAAAAGCUUCUGGGUCUCCCCACAGAGAAUCAAUGUGUGCAGGCAAAUCAACCUCGUGUGCUUUGACAAAACUGGCACUCUUACAGAAGAUGGACUGGACCUCUGGGGGACUGUUCCUACUGCUGACAACUGUUUCCAGGAAGUCCACAGCUUUGCCUCGGGCAAGGCUCUGCCCUGGGGCCCACUGUGUGUGGCCAUGGCCAGCUGCCACUCUCUGAUCCUUCUCGACAGGACCAUCCAGGGAGAUCCACUGGACCUCAAAAUGUUUGAGGUCACAGCUUGAGUAACGGAAGAUUGCAAUGUAGACUACUGCAAAUUUGGGAUAUCAGUUUCCAACAUAAUAAUAAAACCAGGACCAAAAGCCAGUUGGAGUCCCUUGGAAGCCAUCGCCAUCUUUCGACAGUUUCCAUUUUCCUGCAGCCUGCAGAGGAUGCCUGUGGUCAUUCAGCGAGGGGAGGAUUAUUUUUGUGUCUAUAUGAAAGGUGCCCCGGAGAUGCUGGCUAGGUUCUGCAGAUCUGAAACAGUGACUUUCUUCCAAAUCCAGAGAGAGAAGGUGGAGUCAGAGUUAACAUUUCUGGGACUUCUCAUAAUGGAGAAUCACUUGAAAAAGGAAACAAAACCAGUCUUGAAGGAACUGAGCUAGGCCAUCAGGACUGCGAUGAUUACCAGUGACAACCUUCAAACAGCCAUUACUGUUGCAAAGAAUUCUGAAAUGAUUCCUCGAGGGAGCCACGUGAUCCUUGUUGAAGCCAACGAACCCGAAGAGUUUGUCCCUGCCUCCGUGACCUGGAAGCUGGUAGAGAACCAAGAGAGUGGGUCUGGAAAGAAUGAAACCUACAUUAACAUUGGAAACAGUUCAGUGCCUGAUGGAGAAAGAGGGAGCUGUUACCAUUUCGCAGUGAGUGGGAAAUCGUACCAAGUGAUAUUGCAGCAUUUCAACAGCUUGCUUCCAAAAAUUCUGGUGAAUGGAACAAUUUUUGCAAGAAUGUUCCCUGGGCAGAAAUCUAGCCUCAUUGAAGAAUUUCAGAAAUUAAAUUAUUAUGUAGGCUCCCCUGGAGCUAAUGACUGUGGGGCUUUGAAAAUGGCUCAUGCAGGCAUUUUGCUGUCAGAACAGGAGGCAUCUGUGGCCUGCCCUUUCACCUUGAAAACAGCCAACAUCGAGUGUGUGUCUCAUCUCAUCAAAGAAAGCCUCGCUGCUCUCGUCUCAUCCUUUGGGGAGAUCAUGUACGGCAUAAUCUACUUUAUGGGUACAUCACUGCUCUACUGGCAACUACAGCUCUUCAGGAUUUACCAGUAUCUCAUGCCAGAUGUUGCUACUACCUUGAUGGUCUGUUUAACAAUGAGCUCAACUCAUGCCUACCCAAAGCUGGCAUACCAACCAGCAGGACAGCUCCUUUCUCCCCCUUUGCUAUUGUCAGUCUUUUUAAACACCUGCUUCACCUGCAUUGCGCAGGUCUGUGCAUUUCUCUAUGUGAAGCAGCAGCCCUGGUAUUGUGAGGUCUACAGACACAGUAAGUGCUUUCUGGACAACCAGAGUAAUUUCUCAACAAAUGUGAGUUUGGAAAGAAACUGGACUGGAAAUGCAACUCUGAUUCCCAGUUCAGUUUUAAGUUUUGAGAGUACCACGCUAUGGCCCAUCACCACCAUCAACUGUAUCUCAACAACAUUUAUCUUUUCUAAGGGAAAGCCAUUUUGAAAACCCAUCUAUACAAACUAUAUAUUCUCACUUCUGCUGGUAUCUGCCUUGGGCCUCACAAUUUCCAUUCUGUUUUCUGAUUUUCAAGAUAUAUACCAUGGGACGGAGUUCAUCCUAACCAUCACAUCAUGGAGGAUUGCAAUUUUGGUGGCAGCCCUCACCCAAUUCUGUGUGGCCUUCUUUGUAGAAUUUUCCAUCCUUCAAAAUCGAGAGCUCUGGCUACUGAUCAAGAAAAAAUGUGGAAUCCAUUCUAAAAGUCAAUAUAAGAACUGGCAAAAAAAAAAAAAACUGGCAGAAGACCCAACCUGGCCUCCCACAAACAGGACAGAUUAUUCAGGCGAUGGCACAAAUGGAUUCUACAUCAACCAAGGCUAUGAAAGCUCUGAACAGAUUCCAAAAGAAAAACUCGAAUUGGGAGGCCAAACCACAGAACCACAUUUUUGGACCAGAUUGUAA